Molecule: messenger RNA, 6273 nt
Organism: Tupaia belangeri chinensis (Chinese tree shrew)
Lineage: Eukaryota; Metazoa; Chordata; Mammalia; Scandentia; Tupaiidae
Gene: ZBTB10
Product: zinc finger and BTB domain containing 10
Biological process (GO): regulation of transcription by RNA polymerase II
Molecular function (GO): protein binding; RNA polymerase II cis-regulatory region sequence-specific DNA binding; DNA-binding transcription factor activity, RNA polymerase II-specific
Source: RefSeq, a predicted model, not a curated record
GGCCGCCCGGAGACCUCGGCGUGGCCCCUGAGGCAUUUCAAUGGGCGAGGGCCGACGGCUGUGGAUCUGGAGCUGGACGCGCUGGAGGGAAAGGAGUUGAUGCAGGACGGCGCGUCCCUGAGCGACAGCACCGAGGACGAGGAGGAGGGGGCGAGCCUGGGCGACGGCAGCGGGGCGGAAGGCGGCAGCUGCAGCAGCAGCAGGCGGUCGGGCGGCGAUGGCGGGGACGAAGUGGAGGGCAGCGGUGCGGGAGCUGGCGAAGGAGAGCCUGUCCAGCACUUCCCGCUCGCGCGGCCCAAGUCUCUAAUGCAGAAGCUACAGUGCUCCUUUCAGACCUCUUGGCUCAAGGACUUUCCCUGGCUGCGGUAUUCCAAGGAUACUGGCCUUAUGUCUUGCGGCUGGUGCCAAAAGACCUCUGAGGAUGGGGGAAGCGUGGACCUUCCCCAAGUGGGGCAUGAUGAGCUUUCACGAGGGACCCGCAACUACAAGAAAACCCUUCUCUUGAGGCACCACGUCUCCACGGAACACAAACUGCACGAAGCCAACGCCCAGGAGUCAGAAAUACCAUCAGAGGAGGGAUACUGUGACUUUAAUAGUAGGCCAAAUGAGAACUCUUAUUGCUAUCAACUUCUUCGACAACUAAAUGAACAGAGAAAGAAAGGUAUUCUUUGUGAUGUCAGCAUUGUGGUGAGCGGAAAAAUCUUUAAAGCUCAUAAGAACAUCCUGGUUGCAGGCAGCCGUUUCUUUAAGACUUUAUAUUGCUUUUCAAACAAAGAAAGCCCUAACCAAAACAAUACUACCCAUUUAGAUAUUGCUGCAGUUCAAGGUUUUUCAGUCAUCUUGGACUUCUUGUAUUCUGGUAACCUGGUGCUCACAAGCCAAAAUGCCAUUGAAGUGAUGACAGUGGCCAGCUAUCUUCAAAUGAGUGAAGUUGUUCAAACUUGCCGAAAUUUCAUUAAAGAUGCCUUAAAUAUAAGCAUUAAAUCAGAAGCUCCAGAAUCUGUAGUUGUGGACUAUAAUAAUAGAAAACCAAUGAAUAGAGAUGGUCUGUCUUCAUCACGGGAUCAAAAAAUUGCCAGUUUUUGGGCAACACGGAAUCUUACCAAUUUGGCAAGUAAUGUAAAAAUUGAAAAUGAUGGUUGCAUUGUCGACGAGGGCCAAAUAGGAAACUACCAAAUGAAUGACAGUAGUUGGGUCCAGGAUGGUUCUCCCGAAUCAACUGAAAAUGAAUCUCAAGGUCAAACGAAAGUAUUUAUUUGGAAUAAUAUGGCCUCCCAGGGAAUUCAAGAGACUGGCAAAACAAGGAGGAAAAACCAAACUACAAAGAGAUUUAUUUAUAAUAUUCCACCUAAUAAUGAAACAAGUUUAGAAGAUUGCUCAGUGAUGCAGCCACCUGUUGCCUAUCCAGAAGAAAAUACACUACUCAUCAAGGAGGAGCCAGAUUUGGAUGGUGCUCUCCUCUCUGGGCCAGAUGGAGAUAGGAAUGUGAAUGCAAACCUACUGGCUGAAGCCAGCUCAAGUCAAGAUGGAGGUGAUGCUGGUUCUUCACAUGAUUUCAAGUAUGGAUUGAUACCUGGCCCUUCCAGUGAUUUCAAGUAUGGAUUGAUACCAGGUACUUCAAAUGAUUUCAAGUAUGGAUUGGUACCAGGUGCUUCAAAUGAUUUCAAGUAUGGAUUAUUGCCGGAAUCUUGGCCAAAACAAGAAACUUGGGAAAAUGGGGAGUCAUCUCUAAUCAUGAACAAGUUAAAAUGCCCUCACUGUAGUUAUGUAGCCAAAUACAGACGAACACUAAAAAGGCACUUGCUCAUACAUACGGGAGUGAGAUCAUUUAGCUGUGAUAUUUGUGGAAAGCUGUUUACUCGAAGAGAACAUGUAAAAAGACAUUCCCUGGUGCAUAAAAAGGAUAAAAAAUACAAAUGUAUGGUGUGUAAGAAGAUCUUCAUGUUAGCAGCCAGUGUUGGAAUAAGACAUGGAUCUCGACGCUAUGGUGUUUGUGUAGAGUGUGCAGAUAAAUCACAACCAGGAGGGCAAGAAGGUGUAGAUCAGGGACAGGAUACAGAAUUCCCUCGAGAUGAAGAAUUUGAGGAGAACGAAGUAGGAGAAGCUGAUGAAGAUCUGGUUGAUGAUGGAGAAGAUCAGAAUGAUCCGACUCGAUGGGAUGAAUCAGGAGAUGUUUGUAUGCCUCUAGAUGACUAACUGACCUACUAUACUCCUCAAGGAUGCUGCAUUUGGACAUAAUAUGGAUCGACAAUUUGGAUUGUUGAACUUUGAAGGCUUGCAAAAUAUGGUACAUGCUGGAUGGUAGUUAUGUUGCUGUGAAAACUGUAGGGUCAAAGCCUUAUAGCAAAAAAAUUUCUUUUUUAUAUUUGCACAGGACUGUACAGCAAACAACCAUGUGGUUGGAUUACAUGGAGUCCCCACAUAUUCAGUCAGUUAUCAAAUUAAAAUAUUUUUUAUUUAUGGGAUAUACAGUAACUAUUUGGGUCCUAUGAAAAUAUUGUACCUGUCCUUACAGACCUUACAUUCAUGUGCCACUUUAACAUGAAUGAAGAAAAUCCAUUUUGGGAAUUACAGUGUGACAGUUGACCCAAUCACUCUGUCCAUCAAACCACUCAGGCUAGUUUGUACUAGUAGAGUUUUGUUUCUAUUUUUAUUUUUAUUAAUUUUAUUUUUUUUUAAUACAGAUUUUCAGUGAGGGGCUUUUUCAACCCCAGUGGUUCUGUUUUCUUGUAUUUUCCAUUUUAAUUUGCUUCAUAACUUAAACCAAGUCUCUUCUAGUCGUAGGUAUUAUUUCUCAAUUUUGUGCUGUUGGGCAUGUUAAUAAGAACUGGAGAGGUAAUUUAUUGGAAUGAACUAACUGACUUCCUCCAUUCCCCUUUCCUUUUCGACAUGAAUUUUACUACUUCACAAAUGAAGAAUGAUGUUGCAAAGUUAUUGUGGCAAAGUUGACAAAUACCACUAAAAUGAUUAUGAUUUAGAAGUAACUUUCCUGCUGCUCUAAUCUGAUAAAUGGUUGCUUUAUGAUGUUUUCUGACAUGGUAUUCGGUUUUGGGUAUCUGUUACUUUGGCAUUAUUCUUGUUUGCCUUUUUUUAUUUUUGCCAGUGUACUAUACCUCAGUCCUAUUUGAAAGACAGAAGUCUGAUUGAAAGAAAAGUCAAAAAACAAUAAGUAAAAUGAUUUGUUUUAUAAUUUAUCCUCCAUGUCCAGUUUGGUUAGCUUGUUAUGCAAUAUAAGUGAAAUAUCAGGUUUUUAUUCCUGUGCCCUUUAUAUCAUUAAAAUUAACACAAAACCUGCAUUCUCUUUUGUUUCAUACUUGCUGGGAUAUUAAGUGUUCUAAAAUUAUGACUGAUAAUUUAUUUUUUCAUUCCUUAAAGUCACUACACUUUGAUAAAGUCUUUCACCAUGAUUCAACAAUGUGCAAAAACCUUACAAAUAAAAUAUUGUGAGUCUUUAUUAUUCUGUUAACUGAAUUUUUCAGAGUACAAAGAGUGAUACAUUAAGUUAAAAAUGUCUGAUUUAUUUAACCUGGUGACAGAUGAGCUAGCUGAUCACAAAACUCAGCCACAUUUUAUUAGAAUAUGCAUGACAUUUAUCAGGAGCAUAUUGUAUAUUAUGUAAGAUUGAGGGACAUCAUAUUUUCCGCUUUCUUUUAAAUAAAAAUUGAGUAUAUUUUCCUAUUUUAUAUCAGGUAACUAAAUUAUGCCAGUUGUGUGGAAGAAAUUGCAAAGAUGCUUUGACAGAUAUAAUCCUUUCGGUGCUCCAUCUGAUCAAAGUUGAAAAGUUGAAAAAAUGUUUUUUUGAGAGACAAGCUUUAUCAUUGUCUCUGAUUUCAGUAGAAUAAUGGUUUAAUGUUAGACAAUGAUGUUUCUGCUUGGAUAAAUCAAAGAUAAAUUACAGUUACACGGUUAGAUGCACCUUUUGUCAUCUGAACUGUAUUUGUAGUUUCAACCUAACUGUAAACCUGCCAGAUGAAUAGUUUUAUUUUAAAUUUUGUUUAAAGAGUACAUCUUAUUCUCAGUGUUCUAGACAAAUGAGUAAAAUGUAAUUUUGGUGAAGUCCAAAGUAGAAACUAGUUGGGCAAAGAUACUAUGAAUGAAAAAGUAUUUUAAACGUAAAUGUUCUGCUUUGUGAAUAUGUAAGUAUAGUAUAAAGAUUUCUUUCAUCCCAUUUAUCCCCUUCCUUUAAAAUAAACCAUAGUUUACAAUCGGUAGAUCUGUCUAUAUAUAAAUAUAUAUUAAAGAGCAAAGAUAUAUAUCUAAAAAAAAUCACCUAAAUCUGCUUUAUUAGAUUACAGUUCACUUAUUGCAUAGAAACUGGACUUGGCUUUACAUUCUUCAUGUACUUUUACUUUUCCUCAAGAUAUGAACUUAUUCUCUUGAAACUGAGUUUUCUUUUACUACUUAAAAUCAUUUAUGUAUAUCUGGUAAAUUAUGACCAAAUUUUUGUUAGAUUGCGUACAGUAAAUUGAAAUACACACUUGGUACACUACAGGAAUGUUGUGCUUUUGUUUUGGUUUUAGAUGGAAAAAAGGUUUGAUGUUGAUGGCUUGUUACUGUUAAUUUAAGAUAUUCUAUAAUUGUCCAUUACCUUUUAUGUUGUGUUGUGACAGAUUUGGCUAUAUUUUUAGUCAAUUUAAAUAUGAUACUUUAAAAGUUUGUUUUUAGGUAAUCCAAAGGAAAAAUGUUUAUACUCUUGAAUAUAUUAGCCUCAGCCUAUAUAAAAAUUUCUGUGACGUAAACAUUUUACCAGAAACAGAAUCAACAGAUUUUUCUACUUGCUGACUGCCUAACUUAUUUUGUUCAUGAUCUUGAGGGGCUGCCUUUUCCCUUCCAGAUCUUUUUUAAAAAUAGUUUUAGUACUAAGGUAUACUACUGGACGUUUCUAUUUUUUUAAGUAUAUUCUUUUUCUGAUUUAUAGUACAAUUUCAGGAAGUUGACAAAUACUAAGAAUUUAUGAUUGGUCGCAGAGAGGUAACAAUGGAAUACUCAUGGUUUUGUCUGUCCAACUUUGGCAGACCUGUGGGUCUCAUGUUUGGUGAAGUUCUCUCUUGUAAUUUAUAUUUUAAAUGAAAAAACGUUGAGCUUUUGAUUUUAAUGAAGGGGAAGAGUAUAAACUUUCGUAUUCACUCUGUAGUAACAAACCCUCUCAUAAAUCAAGAUUAUGUAUUUCUUAGGAUUCUCAGAGACAGUUACUUCCUUAUUGUCACCUCAUUCUUCUUGUAAUAAGAUGUUUUGCUAAAUAUUAGCACCCUAGCAGCAAAAAGCUUAAAAGAAGAACCAAAAGAAGGGGAAACUGAACAGUAACAAGAAGCUUUGAAAAUUGGGGGAAAAACAAGCUGGUUUAGGUAGAACCAUCCUGAUGGAGAAGAAUAUAAAGGACUGAAGAUGACCAGAGUAGUAUAAUACGGGGGGGAAGUGCUGACAACUGGCUUUUAAAAAUCUUAAAUUCUAUAACUUUCAAUGAACUUUGUAUUUUUAAGAUUUUCUGAAUAUAGCAUGAAGGGUUUAUAUUCAUUUUUCUGAAAAACUAUUCCAAAAGCCACCUUCUUUUUUUUGCAGUGCCCACACUUGCCAUUAUGCUGUAUACAUUAUUUUAUCUAAUUCCGUAUAAGCUAGGUGCUAUUGUCUCCAUUUUAUAGAUGAGGAAAGGCUUAGAAAAAUUCAGAAACUUUCCCAAUUUAACUCAGCUAUGGUAGAGUUGGGAUUUGACCAGGUCUGAUUCUGAAGCCCAUGCUCUUUCUAGGAAGACCUAUUGCUGCCUCAUUAAACAACUCUUUUGUAGAAUUUCAGCUCUUUAAAGGAGUCUGUCUAUGGAGAUUUAUAUUUUCCCUAUAAAACAGCUGUGUUAGGGAUGAAUGUCCUUUCUCUCCCCAGUAAAUAUCCUUACUCCUUUUUCCUCCUAAUAAAGCAAUCAUUUUGUCACUUUGACUAUAAUAAGACACACGACCUCAGUGUAGCACAUGCUGUUAACCGGCUGUGGCAUUUUCAUUUUUAAAUGGAUGGUUUUUAUCUGAAGAACUAGAUUUGAAUCCCAGUUUUUGUGCCGUUCAGUCACCCGGAUCCUUAAACUUAACUAUGGUACAUAAUUCAUAAACUUAGAACUAACAGGUGUUUUCUUAGUCACUUUAGGAUUUAAAAUGGAAAGGUUUUUUUUGUUUGUUUGUUUGUUUUCCUGCUGUAUCCCUGCUUUCAAGUGAGGUUGAACAAAAUUCUAGGGAGUUUAAAAUGUGUUAGGGAUAAGCACACUUCAAAAGAUGUUUUCUAGCCCUGAAG